UUAAAGUGGAGGGAAGAAAAAUAAGAAAAAAAAAAUGCUCCCUCCAAAUUUUCGACGUCCCCAUCCGAAUUCCCUAGCAAACAGUAUAUACCGAGAAUUGGAAAAGGUGAAGAAGAAGAAAGCGAGAGAGAUGGGAAAGGGAAAGGGAAGCAUAGAUCUGAAUAGAAAUGGGAAAGAGAUGGAGGAUCUGAGCGGGCGCGUUCAUCAACUUCCCUGUUGUGUCAAAUUCGAUGGUCCUGCAUCUGUUUCCCACUAUUUCAAACCCAAACCCUCUGCUAAUUUCGACGAGGCUUUCCCAUUACAAGAAGCACAUUUUAGGGGCAGGUUACUUCAAGGAACCACUCUCAACCUUCCUCACAACUACUCUGGUUUUGUCUUGGGUAAGAAUACUUCGCCUCCCGCUUCCCAUGAAAACUCUCACUCUUGGGAGACCAAGGCAACGUUUCAUGACAUCACGUAUUGGAACCACGACUACGUUCCUUCCCACAAUGACGAUCUCUUCCGAGCUUUUCAUUGGCUCACUGUUGCAAAUGCUCUGCAUAAUCCUGUGACACCUGAGGAAUUGGCUUCAUCAUCUAUUGUGCCCUAGAGAUGAGACUACUCUGAUAUCAAUUGCUGUAGCUGUCAUAUUUUCAGUUAACUUAUUGUUGUAAUGUUUAUGUUUUUGUUGUACGUUGUCUCCAACGGUCCCCUGUGUACUUCCCCUUUUACUAAAACUAUUUGUUGUUCUUUGUGUGAAUACCAUUUAUCAUCAUAUAUGAAAACAUGCUGUCUCCAAUGCCCAUCAGAUAUGCUAGCAUUUAAUUAAGUGAAUUAGUGAAGCAAUACGUCCAAAGGACUUUUUUCCUUUCACGUUUUUGCUUCUCUUUGUUUUCCUCCCCAGCUUCUUCUAAUGACUUCCUUUGCAGUGGGAUAAAGUAUGUUGUAGUUUCCUCUGAUUUGAGUUAAAAUUUAUAAGUCAUGACAUAACUUGGCUUUGGUUUUUUGGGAGAAUUAUCA
Abrus precatorius (Indian licorice) is the source of this 999-nucleotide messenger RNA. RefSeq lists its product as uncharacterized. Gene Ontology annotation, cellular component: ribonuclease H2 complex. Lineage: Eukaryota; Viridiplantae; Streptophyta; Magnoliopsida; Fabales; Fabaceae. The transcript has 3 exons. The record is from RefSeq and is a predicted model, not a curated record. Gene Ontology annotation, biological process: RNA catabolic process. Bases 35 to 589 code for a protein of 184 amino acids.